AAUUCCGCAGAACCACAGCAUUCGUAACGUCAUCAUGAAGUUUGUCGUGUGAAAUCUAAUGCCACGUAAUUUUACCUGCCGAUACUAUUGUUAAUAAGCAGUAUUUAUUGCGAUAACAUUUAUUUCGAUGCUUUCGCGUUUUUGGAGGAUAUAGUUUUACGGAAAAGAAAUUUAAAAAAAUGGGAUCUUCCCACAGCGUGGAAAUACCGGGUGGUGGUACCGAGGGUUAUCACGUACUUCGAGUUCAAGAAAACUCGCCUGGACAGAAAGCAGGACUUGAAGCCUUCUUCGACUUUAUUGUUUCCAUCAACAAUACUCGUUUGGAUCAAGACAAUGAUACGCUGAAGGAAAUUCUAAAAGCUGGCGUUGGUAAAGAACUCACUAUGACAGUUUACAACAGCAAGACUCAGUCUGUGAGACAAACAGUCAUUGAGCCUAGUAUGACUUGGGGCGGCCAUGGGUUGCUCGGGGUGAGCAUUCGUUUCUGUUCCUUCGAAGGAGCGAAUGAAAAUGUUUGGCAUGUUCUUGAAGUGCAUCCAUCCUCACCUGCAGAAUUAGCUGGUCUGAGACCAUUCACAGAUUACAUUAUAGGAUCAGAUUCAGCCCUCCACGAGAGCGAAGAUCUUUACUCUCUCAUAGAAGCCCACGAAUCACGUGCUCUUAAACUCUAUGUGUACAACACCGAGGAAGAUACGUGUCGCGAAGUUACCAUCACUCCCAACAGUACCUGGGGUGGUGAAGGAAGCUUAGGAUGUGGGAUCGGAUACGGAUAUCUCCACAGAAUACCGUUAAGAAGUAUAUCAGAAACGUCGACGAAAACUGCUUUUCCACAUUUAGUGAACCCUGUCGCUGCUCAGGUUUCGCCAAGCGCGUACACGAGUCCGAUUAUUGUGAACCCACCGACCAGCGUACCACCAGGUUUCACAAUACCUCAGAAUUACACUCCAACGACAGCACCGAGCGAUACCGAUAAGCCGAGAGAAGGCACUGGUAGUAGCACGAGUGUUGCUAUGACGCCUGUUAUUCCAACAGUGCCGACGAUACCGACCAGCAGUGUUUAUCCCGUUUUAGACCCGGCCGUGGCUGGAGCCUCGACUACGACCAAUCCUACCGGACAUUUGUUCUCGCAGCCUGCCAGUAAUUAUCCUCACGUUGGAGGAGUUACGAGCGGAUACCAGGACACACCAAGCAUUCCUGGAAUGCCAACUGUUCCUCCACUGCCACCAUUACCAGCGGAAAUGAGCGUGCCUAUGGGAUCUGUAGUAACUCAUAAUCCCCAGCAGAAUUACGAUCCUUCCAUACCGAGCGUAAUCCCCGGUAUGACGUCGUACAUGCCGUCGGAGCCUUCGAUCGUAACGACACCGAUAGAGCUACCGGGCAUGCCACCGAUAACCGUGAGUGCGAGCCUUCCACAAACCGCUGCCUUCUACUCUCCAAUGUUGCAGCAGCAGCAGCAGCAACAACAACAACAACAACAACAACAACAACAACAACAACAGCAGCAGCAGCAGCAGCAGCAUCAAUCGCCUCCGAGCACCGUAACGAAUCCCUUAUCGGCUCAAACUUCGGCUCAAUAACCGAACGGAUAUUAUCUUCCAAUGGCCGUCGAAAUGAACAAAAGUUUGUACCGCUUCAGCUCAUCGUAACAAUCGAUCCAUCGCGAUUAAUUAUUCUUAUAUAUUAUUAUACGGAGUUUUUUCACAGUCCAAUGUGAUCAAGAAGGCAAGCAAGUUCUCAGACUCGGAUGUUUCUUAUGUAAGUCAGAGAAUCGGAGUCUCGCUGUACUGUACAUAGAGUUUUUCCAACCAUGCGAGGAAAGAUCAGUUGUCGAAUAUCAAUCAAAAAAACAUUUUGAAUACAAUAAACGAAUGAAACAAGAACUUUUACAAUUAUUGUUAUGAAUCAAGUUUUCCUGAAGCUCGAGAGUUAACAACGAGAAAGCGUUUAUUCGCAUACCGAUUCUCUUUUUUACUCCGUCAAUGCAGAAAGAAAUGACUAGCCUUGUUAUGAUAAUUCAUUUUAUAAUAUUAAUUUUUUUUUCUCCGCAUGACAACACACACGGAAGUGGUAGUGCUGAAAUUACGUUACACUUUGGGAACUGAUGAUCGCAGAGGUAACUCUAAUCUGUUGCAUAAUAUGAAUAAAAUUAUAUUGAACCGAGCUUGAGCUUUGAGCUGUGUGCUAAAAAGGUAUCGAGUACACUCAGGAGACGAAUGAUUUAUCAAGAAAUUGAGUGGAAAGAGAGAUAGAAAAGUAUCUUGAUAAAAAUGGUAAAGAGUUUCGAAUGUACAUGGGUUAGAAAUAUAAGGACGAUGUAAGAUCUAUUGUUUCAGUACCCAAUUAUGUUAACUCUGUAAUCAAUAAAUCUGUACAGCGACAUUGAAAAAAA
Venturia canescens is the source of this 2389-nucleotide messenger RNA. RefSeq names its product Golgi reassembly-stacking protein 2 (gene Grasp65). Gene Ontology annotation, biological process: Golgi organization. Gene Ontology annotation, cellular component: Golgi apparatus. The record is from RefSeq and is a predicted model, not a curated record. Gene Ontology annotation, molecular function: protein binding. Lineage: Eukaryota; Metazoa; Arthropoda; Insecta; Hymenoptera; Ichneumonidae. The coding region runs from base 180 to 1577 and encodes 465 amino acids. The transcript has 6 exons.